Rotaria sp. Silwood2 is the source of this 702-nucleotide messenger RNA. The record is from the annotation of a GenBank genome assembly. Lineage: Eukaryota; Metazoa; Rotifera; Eurotatoria; Philodinida; Philodinidae.
AUGAACAUUUCUGUAAAGAAAAGAUGGGAAAUCGUCUUUUUAUCAAGACAUGAACAUGGUCCACAUAUGUCAAAUGUUAAUAUUUCACAAUAUUUACGAAUUAGUGAGUCAACUGUAAGAUAUUGGCUGGAAAGAUACGAAACAACUGGUGAUAUAGAAAUUAUACAAAAAUCUGGUCGUAAACGGUCUACAACAGAAAAACAAGAUGAUACAAUUCAAUCGAUGAUAGCUCAGCAUCCAACCGAAUCUACACGUCAAAUUGCAGUUAGAUUAUCAAAGAAAGGUGUAAAAAUUAGCAAAACAACAUUAAGAAGAAGAUUUAAAGAGGCUGGUCUGCAAUUAAUGAAACCAACUUCCAAGCCAUUGCUAACAGCUGACCAUAUUAAGAAAAGACUUGAAUGGACAAUACAACAUCAAGAUGUUGACUGGAAUCAAGUUAUAUUUACAGAUGAAAGUUCAUUUCAUAUGAAACAAGUUAUAAGACGUGUAUGGAAAAAACGUGGCGAAAAAUAUUAUGUAUCAACAGUGAAGCAUCCUGUCAAAAUUCACGUGUGGGGCUGUUUUAGCAAACAUGGAUUCGGAAAACUGGUAUUAUUUAGAAAAACAUUAAACUCAGAGUUUAUGUGUAAAAUUUACAAGAAUGAUCUUCUGCCAUCAGCAAAAAAUGGUUUGGUGAUAAUAACUAUAACUGGAAACUUUUAG